GCGACGCUCCCGUUGUCAUUCUCGCGCAGACUUCAAACGCACGCGACACUAUACAUACUUCGGCAACAGAAAUUUCUAUCAACUGUUGAAAAAUCAAGAAAGUAUAAACACAAUAAUGAAGAUAACAUUAUUCAUCUUUUCUUUGCUGAGCACUUUAAGUAUCUUUUCUUCAGCAUUGGAAGCAAGUACAUAUUCUGAUAGAGAAAAUAAUGCCAAUUUAGAUUAUGCUGCUAAUAGUCGAUCUUCACAAUAUUUACCAAUGAAGAGAUAUACAUACGUCUCCGAAUAUAAAAGACUACCACUUUACAAUUUUGGCAUUGGAAAGAGAUCACGUCCAUAUGAAUUUGGUGUGGGUAGACGAAGCAAAAACUAUGGAUUUGGUGUUGGUAAAAGAUUUAAUUUUGAUGAUCAAUCCUAUGACUAUUUAUCUGAUGCAUCCUAUGAUCCAAAUCUCAACGAUUUUGAAGAUGGCCAAUCACAAUAUAAACGCAGUCCACAACGAUUUUCAUUUGGAGUUGGAAAAAGAUCAAGUGAUUCAAUAUCGUCUAUUCCCCAAUCGUUGGUCAACAAUUUAAAAAAAGAAAAAAAUAAUACACAUGAUCUUAAUUUAUAUGAAGUUUACGAUUUAAUGAGAAGGAUGAAUAAGGAAGAUGCUCUUUCGCAAAAUCCUUAAAUUCAAAAAAAUUAAAUUUAUAAUCUCAAAACAUAUUAAUUUUUAAAUCUUUUGUAAUAUUCUAAAAAAAACAGUAUUAUCAAGAAUUCUAUUUAAAUUAUUUAUAUGUUAUAUGUUUCGAAAUUUUUUAAAUCCCCUUAGUUAGGAUUUUCUUAAUAUACGAAAGCCUGAUUAAACUGAAAGUAUUUCAUUUGAAAUUAUAUAUAUAUAUUUUUUUUUUUGACUUUAGUGGAAAAAUUACAAACGCCUUAUUUAGAUAUAUGUGUAGAUAUACUGAACAUAUUUGGUAGAGUAAAAUCUAUUCUCUGAUACUACACUGACAUAACUGAACAAAUUUUAUUUAUUCUCUUUUGAUAUAAUUUAUUUAUUUAACGAUAAAUUAAUUAAAUAAUUAAUUUUUAAUUAGAAUUAAAUAAUUUUAAAUUUGAAUUAAUUUAUUACAAUUUACGAAUAUUUGACAUCCCACUUGGAAAGAUUCCCCGGAAAGUGCCCCAUGGAGGUUCUAUCAGAAUUCCGCCGAAACUUCCAACGUAAUUCCGUCGGAAUUCCAAAUAAUUUCCGAUGAGAUUCCGACGGAAUUAGGACUCUAAAAAUGGUGAAAAAAAUUAAUCGGAAUUCCGUCGGAAUCCCAUCGGAAAUUCUUUGGAACUCCGAUGGAAUUACGUUGGAAGUUCCGGCGGAAUUUUGAUAGAACCUCCAGGCGUCACUUUCCGGGGAAUCUUUCCAAGUGGGAUAUUACAUAUUUGAUUAAUAAUUGUUUCUCCUUUUAUUUAUUAGAGAUAAAACAAUGCACAUUAUCGUCAUAUCAAUGUCAUAAAAAUAAAAUUAAAAAUAAUACAUAUGUAAAUUAAACUACGUAUAUAUAUAUGAAACGCUACAAUAAAAAAUAUUACAGGAUAAUUCUUAUUCGCUGAAAAAAUUAAGCAAUCUGUUAAUCUUUGAGUGUUAUUAUUAAAAUUAUCUCGUGAAAUCACUCAAGUGUUAUAGGUAACUGUAAAUUUUUUUUUAUAAGAGUUCUAAAUUUCAGACACAUAUUUUUCUUUCUUUUAGAAGAAAAAAAAACUGCAAAAAAAAAACAUAUUCCAAUACUUAUCGUCAACCGAGGUAAUUAUGGCUGAAGGUUCUAAAAAUUAUUUAUUUUAUCAUUUAAAUAUUGUUUUGCAACAAAUAUGAAUUAAUUAAAUAUGUAUAAUUACAUAAAAAUGUAAAUAAUUUUACAGUUGCAACAUUUUACCAAAUUACUAUAAGCUUAACAAUUUUUGUUAUACGAUGAAAACCUAAAAUGAAAUAUUAUAUUUGAUUACAUUAAAAAAUUAAACAUAAAUUUUUUUUUCUAAUUUUUAUUCACUUAAAUUAAUUAUUAAGAAAAUUAUUUUUAUUUUAAAAAAUAUCGAUUCUUACUUAUGAAAAGUUAUUUCACUUCCUCCCACCUUACUUCAGCGCCACAAUUUUUACUUAUACUACAAUCCAAGAUGGACGCUAUGUUCCUCCCAUCUAAAGGUAUAUAGAGAUCAGUGUGGCUAAUGAAGAUGAGUUGAGUUGAGCAUCCAUUGCCAACUGUUGAUAAAAAAAUUUAUUUCACGUGUUCCUGAAAAAUUCAAUUUGUUAAUUUAUUAUUAAAAUUAUAAAAAAAUUUGUUUUAUUAAAAAAAUUUCUAUAUUCUUCCAGGUAAAAUGUUUUAUAAUUUCAAUAAUAUUAACAAGCUGAAAUUGUAGGAAAAUAGUGGAACAAGUGAAAUAAAUUUUUUAUCGACAGUUGGGCAUUUGCAUUAAGUUACAUUUUUGAGGUUAUGUUGCAACCCUUGAUAAUUAAAAUCAAUAAUUACCUUUGUUGACGUUAUAUUUAUAUAUUUUGUUUUUUGUACGAUUUUAUAUUAAUUUUUUUUUUAAAUAAUGAAAUAUUCUAACUUAUUUUAAAUUUCACUUUAUAUGCAAUUUACCACAAAUACUACAUAUUUGGUACUAAAAUAUAACAGUUUUAAUUAAAGAUCAUAAAUGCUAAACUAUUUGAACACAUGUUGCUUCCUGCAUUUGAACAUAGUUGCAUUUAUAUAGUCAAAUACAUAUGUAAUUAGAAUGAAAAUAUUUCUUUAAUAUUUAUAAAAUAAUGUUGGAUGAAUAUUAGAACUCAAAAAUUUUAAUAUACAAUUUAAAUGUCAUUUAUUUCUUUCAAUUUUUAGAGAAAAAAAAUUAAUUUUUAAUUGCAUUAGUAUUAAAUAAAUUAAAAAAUAUUUUUUUUUAUUCAGUCAAAUAAAAUUAUUUAUAUACUAGAAUUUAUUAUUAAAUUUAUUUAUUAUUUUAUUUAAUUAAAAUUUAUUAUCCAAAAAAAAAAGUAAAAACUUUCUUUUUAAGAAAAUGAUAAUUAUUUAUAUUUGUCGAAAAAAAUAAUUGUCCGAUGACCGUUGGUAUUGUGAUUCCCCAUAUUAAUCCUAAAAACAAAACAUUAACAAUAAAUUGUAAUUAUUAUUAUUACAAAGGAGGAAAUUGUAUUAUUUUAAUUUCAAAAUUUUGUACAAUUUAAACGUCAAAGAUGAAUUUUGUGCAAUAAUAAUUCUUUUUAUGACAAAAAGAAAUAAUUGUUUAUAUUAAAAAAAAAAAAAAAGUUUUUAUGUAUAUGCAUACGCUUGAGGCUAAAAGCAAUUUAAAUAAUGUGAAUCUCUAAGGUAAUGAGGUCAGUUCUUGAAUCCAAUUCUAUGAUUAAAUAAUUUUCUCCUCUUUGUCAAAUUUAGUUUUCAGCUGUAAAUAAUUAUCUUCAAAUAUAUCCUAAUAAUAGUAAAAUAAUUUUUUCAGAAUAUUCUGAAUAAAUAAUUUUAUUAUUCUAAAUAAUAAAUUUUCAAAAAAUAAAAUAAAAUAUUUCAUAAAAUACAAAAAAAAUAAUAAUCAGUAUAUUAUUAUAGAAAAAUUCGAAACUAUUAUUUUAUAUUUUUUUAAACAAAUAUUUGUAGAAAUUAAUAUAUUUGUUUAAUCGCAAUUAAAUCAAUUUCAUUAAAAUUUAGAUAUUCAAAGUAUAUUUAUAUUUAUUUAAAUAUUUUUUUAAAUUACCAUAUUUGUUAAAUAUUUAUAAUUUGUUAUAAAUAAAAAAACAUUUUUCCAAUUUCAAAAGUAGGAAAACCAUAAUUUUAAACGACCCUGCAUGUUUUUAGCGAAAAACAAAAUUUUAUCAACUUCGAUUUUCGAAAGCUACAUAUCUGUUCAAAAAAUAUAAGUGCAUUAAUAUAUAUAUAUAUAUAUAUAUAUAUUGUUCAAUAAGGC
Leptopilina boulardi is the source of this 3924-nucleotide messenger RNA. It is a transcript of the gene Apime-ASTA, whose product is annotated as allatostatins. NCBI's taxonomy places the organism in Eukaryota, Metazoa, Arthropoda, Insecta, Hymenoptera, Figitidae. The coding region runs from base 116 to 673 and encodes 185 amino acids. The transcript is spliced from 3 exons. The record is from RefSeq and is a predicted model, not a curated record.